Molecule: messenger RNA, 8991 nt
Organism: Nothobranchius furzeri (turquoise killifish)
Lineage: Eukaryota; Metazoa; Chordata; Actinopteri; Cyprinodontiformes; Nothobranchiidae
Gene: dspa
Product: desmoplakin a
Biological process (GO): cell-cell adhesion; skin development; intermediate filament cytoskeleton organization
Cellular component (GO): intermediate filament; plasma membrane; cytoskeleton
Molecular function (GO): structural molecule activity
Source: RefSeq, a predicted model, not a curated record
AUACACAAGGUGUGGUUUCUGUUCCCAAAGCAGGCAGCUUCCGUCUAUUCAGAGUAUUAUCAGCGCAACAAGAGACGGGGCGGAGAAAGAGCGACGGAGAGAGAAAGGCGUACAGUUCGGUCGCUGUUCGGACAACAAAACUAAAAACUUUAUCUGAGAACUACAGAAACGCAUCAAACUAUGAGUCAUUACGGCUCCAACCCCAGACUAGCCUCUUAUGCCCAAAGAAGUAACUCUCGACAGGAUUUGACGAGUUACAGAAACGACGGUUUCAUGCCUGGAAACGGCUUCCAGAGAGAUCACCCACAGAUGGAGGGAGGGUAUAGUUACCAAACCACCUUCUCCAGGAGCUCCAUGCACGGCGGAGGCGGAAUGAAGCUCCAGCAAAGCGCCGUCGGAGUUGCGCCUGUGCCAAGUGCACAAGCCAUUCAGGAAAAAGCUUUUUUCCUGAAAAAUCAAUGUCAGGAUUACCUGGAGAGAGCAAGCAUGAUCAUCAAUAGUGGAGGCCCUGCUAUUGAAGCAGACAAGUUCUUGAACUUGGCUGCAGAGGCCCUCAAUACUCUGAAGUUCUGUGGCAGAGACCUGCAAGAAAUGCAUAUACAAAAUGAUGUUUUCAGCACUGUUGACAAGUUACAGCAAUGGCAUGCGAGUGUGCAGCAGAAACUUUACGGCACUGGGACUAUUGGCACUGGGACCAUUGGCACUGGGACCAUUGGCACUGGAACCAUGAAAAUGAAAAGAAUGAGUGUUGGCGGUGAUGGGGAGCGACUCUUUAACAACGUCAGCAGCUGGAUUGCCCAACAGAUUCGCAUCAUUGAAACUGCUCCGUGGGGGGAUGACACUAUCGCCAUAAACAACCAAAUUAAAAAACACAACCAAUUCCACGACUCAAUCAAAAGAAACGACGAAGUAGAGCAAGCCAAAUUUCAACUGACAGCAGCAGGCGAUAAGUACAGGCUGAACCUGCUGGAGCAAGAAUGGGACCAACUGAUGAAAACUUCCUUCAGGCGCUUGAACCAGCUGCGGGACCUUGAGAGCAUCCUUGAUGCGAUCAGUUCUGAAAUCAUGUGGGUGAAUGAAAAAGAAGAGCAGGAGCUGGUGUUCGACUGGGGAGACAAGAACAUCGAUGUGUAUGUCCCCAAGAAGGAGGAGAGCUACUCUAGGCUGAUGAGUGAUUUGGAGGCGAAGGAGAAAGAGAUCAACAAGUUGAACGUGAAAGCGAAUGCUCUCUUGAGUGACAACCACCCUGCUUCAGACAAACUUUUGGCUUACCUAGAAACCCUGCAGACCCAGUGGAGCUGGCUUCUGAAGAUCACCAAGUGCAUCCAUGUCCAUCUGAAGGAGAACUCUGCCUACAGCCAAUUUUUCAAGGAGGCCAACGAGACCUACGCAAAGCUUCAAAAACAGCACGAGACUAUCAGAACCAAAUUCAGCUGUGACAAGAGCACUCCACUGGAAAACCUCACAGAACUCCUACAAAACCUGGAGAAAGAGAAACAGCGAGUCUUGGAAAAUAAGAGGCAAGUCCAAAGUCUGGUCAGCAAGUCAAAGUCCAUUGUCAGGCUCAAACCUCGCAACCCUGAGGUGAAAAGCACCAGCCCCGUCAUAGUCAAGGCUUUAUGUGACUUCAUGCAGGAUCAGAAAGGUAUUUUGCAGGGGGACGAAGCCAUUCUGAAAGACAACUCACAGCGCAGCAAGUGGCUUGUGACGGGACCUGGAGGCCUUGAAAUGACGAUUCCCUCCGUGUGCCUGAUCAUCCCACCACCAAACCCAAUCAGCGUUGGACUUGCCAACAAAAACGAGCAGUACUAUGAGGCCAUCUUGGGCAUUUGGAAUCAGCUCUAUAUCAACAUCAAAAGCCUCAUCUCCUGGCAGUAUUGCCUCAAAGACAUGAAUUAUAUUAACUCCCUCACUCUCACCAUGCUGUCGAAGAUGAACCCUGAGGAAUACCGCACCCUCAUCAAGAGACUGGAGACCCACUACCAGGAGUUUGUGCGUACGAGCCAAGGCUCUGAAAUGUUUGGUGAAGAGGAAAAGAAAAACAUUCAGGGCCAGUUUGACAAAACCCAACAGCACUAUGACACGCUGAUUAUUCAGCUGCCUAUCUUUAUUAAAGAGGGGGAAGAACAGAUGAAGACCAAUGAACAGUGGAAGAUCGAGGAACAGACGAAGAUAGAGCAGGUGAGGAUUGAACAGGCAAGGAUUGAACAGGCGAGGAUUGAACAGGCGAAGAUGGAAGAACAGGUGAAGAUAGAACAGGCAAAGAUGGCACAACAGACAAAGACAGAAGUACCGGUCAAGACCGCACCUCCAAAAACAGAAGUUAAGGUCACCCAAGCCACGGUAACCAAAGGGAAGCCACCCACACAAGCCAGUUCCUCCGUCAGCCUCACAUUGCUCAGCAGCCUGCAGGAUCUUCACCGCCAACUGGAAAUCGCUGAAUCCGGUUUGACCAGUCACCUCCACGUUCCCUUUGGGGACAACAGUGUGCACGAGUGCUCAGUGCACAUUCAGAAGCUGCAGGGUGUGCAUCAAGAUCUGGAGUUGAUUCACGAUGAGUACAUCCGCCUGAGAGAGAUGAUAAUAAAGCAGCUGAAAGGUGUUCCCGCUGACUCUGAUCAGGCCAAGUUUCUCCGCUCUGAACUAGAAAUCAUCAACCAGAAACUGGGAGGCCUGCAGGGUCUCUACUCAGCCUACAUUCAGAGACUGUCUGCGCUGAAGGCCUUGCUCCAGAGCCUUCUCCAGGCUGAAGAUAUCGUUAAGGUCCACGAAGCUCGGCUAACUGAGAAGGACACCAGCUCCCUGGACCCUAUAGAACUGGAAAACUAUCGGAGCUCAUUAAAGCACAUGAAGAAUGAACUGGAACUAAAACGAGAACUACUGACAACUAUGGAGUCUGAGUUGUCCAAAGCAUCCCACUUUAACAGCCAGAUUUCUGACUCCUUCCACAAGUGUGACGUUGACUUGGCCAAAUAUUCUGAGCAGGUGAACCUGCUGGGUGACCGCUGGCGCCGUAUCCAAACCCAGAUUGACAGCAGAAUGUGGGACUUGGACAAACAGAAGGAUCGGGUAACACAAUAUCAGCAGAGCAAAACUUCCCUGGAGUUCUGGAUAGACAAUGCCAGGAAACGCCAGGACACUCUCCAGACGGUUAAGAUCAAUGAUGUCCAGAUGUUAAUGGACCACAUCAACCAACAAAAGACUCUUUAUAAUGAAAUUAAAGGCAAGAAGGACAAAGUUGAUGAAAUGCAGAAGAAUGCAGACAACUGUGCUGCCUCUAUAAAUGAUUAUGAGCUGCAGCUUGCUUCUUACAGUUCAGGACUGGAGACUCUGCUUAAUGUUCCUAUCAAGAAAACUGUCCUGCAGUCCCCUGCUAAAGUGGUCAGACAAGAGGCUUCUGGACUCCAGGCCCAUUACAUAGAGCUGCUGACCCGCUCUAGUGACUACUACAAGUUCCUGGGAGAUCUGCUGAAAAAUAUGGAAGAACUGAAGUUAAGAAACACCAGGAUUGAGAUGCUAGAGGAGGAACUAAAACGUCUAAAGGAUGACCUCCUAGAUAAAAACCAAAAAAACAAGUCUCUGGAAGAUGCUUUGGAGCAAUACAAGUUAGAGCUCAGUCAGUCAAAAGAUGAACUCAUCAAUUUGGAGGAAGUGAAGAGAACAACCUCAAUUCAAGUUAGUGCUGUCAAGGAGAGCUUAGGCAGCACACAAGGCCAGAUUCAAGAUCUUAAUGAGCAGCUGAGCCGCGUUAAAUACCAGCUAGAGGAGGAAAAGAGGAAAAGAAGGCUUGCAGAAGAGCGCUACAACAGCCAGCAGGAAGAGUAUGAGUCUGCUGUUCGCCGUAGACAGAAAGAAUAUGAAGAGAUCACCUGGGUGAAGAUUGAUUUAGAGAAGGCUGUGAAAGAUAAAGAGCGAGAAAUUGAGAGGUUGAAGCUACAGCUAGAAGAGGAAGCAACCCGUCGACGAAAUGCUGAGUCAGAUAUCUCUAAGGUAAGAACACAGUGCACCCAGGAGAUUAGUCAGCUUAAACAGACAUACGAGACAGAGAUCCACGUUACCAAGACCACCAUUCUGAAAGCAUCACAGCAGAAAGAAGAAGACGCAACAGAGCUGAGGCUGCUAGUUCAGCGACUCACUGAUGAGAAGAGAGAUCAAGAGGAGGAACUUAGAAGACUGAGACAGUCCAUUACUCUCAUGGAAGUUCAGAAAACUCAGGCAGAGCAGGAGGUCGGCCAGCAGAGGGCGUCAGUGACUCAGGAAACAAGGAUUCGCAGUGAGCUGGAAUUGCAGCUGAGAACCCUCAAGCAUCAGAGAGAAGAAGAUGAAGUCAGUUUGAAGGAGGCCAUGAAAAGCAAUCAGGAUAAGUCCAGGCAGAUUAGCCUGCUUUCAUUUAACCUGGAAGAAGAAGGGAAGAAGAGGAGGGCACUGGAACUGGAAAUCAAUCACUUAAAACAAGCUGAAGCAGAGUUGAAAUCAAAGAAUGUCUCCUAUCUUGAAGCAAUUAACAAACUCAAGGUGACAGAGCAGGAGAUCCACAUCACCCGAGUAGAGCUAGAAAAGCAGACUAGUGAUAAAACCAAGGCUGAGCAGAGCUCUGCCAGGCUCCAGAGCCAUAUCCGGGAACUUCAGUGCUCUCUGGAUGGGAUGGAGGCCGAGCUGGAGAAGCAAAAGAACGCAGCACAGGAAGAGUUCACUCGUAGAAAGAGAAUGGAGGCAGAGUUGGAGAGAAUGACACGUACCUGCCGAGAGCACACCACUACGAUCACCUCAUUGAAAUCGGUUCAGAUUGAGGCCUCAACCUCUGGCAGAAAGUAUGAGCAGGAUAUUAGGGCCCUCCAAGAAGCACUGGACAAGAGCAUGAGGGAUCAUAAAGCCACAAAGGAAGACCUAGGAGCAGUGGCAGAUGAGUUAAAAACACUCAAACAAAAGCUCCAGCAGGAACAGGUGCGAAGUCAUGAGCUUAACCAGCGUAAUGAAACUCUGUAUAAGACCAUCGAGGACAAGAGUCGCCUGCUUAAUGACUACACCACAGAGAUCGGAAAGCUGAAGACUUUGACACAGAACCUGACAAAGGACAGACUGAAGCUGGAGGAGGAGCUAAGAGCAGCAAGACAGGAGAGAGACGAGCUGAAGAGUAGCAAAGAUGCUGUUGAUGGAGAAAAAGCUACUCAGAUCUCAGCCUUGAAUGUCCAACUUCAGAGUAGCUCCAAGAGGACGACUGAGCUCCAGGUUCUCAUCAGUGAACUGACCAAGGAGAGAGAAAUGCUUAAAACGGAGAUAGAAAAAUUCCAAAAGCAAUCCAUUGAGACCUCCAUGAGGGUGCAUGAGUCCCAAAGCCAAUACACUGAACUGCAACUUGAGAGGGAUAGUUUGCUGUCCAAGCUGAAACUGAUGGAGCAGGACAAGAAUCGUCUCCAACGUUUAGAAGAAGAACUUGCUCGAACUAAACUCAGUCUAGAGACCGAGAUUCGCAGCAAGCAGCGACUGCAGGAUGAAAAGAAUGCAAUGUUUAAAGAGUUCACCACUAUCAAAACCCAGUUUGAGGUUAAAGAGACCCAGAUUAGGCACUGUGAAUCAGAUAGAGACAAGGCUGAUCGAGAGAGGAUGUCACUGAAAAGUGAGAUUGAGCGGCUGAUGAGGGAGUUGAGGACUGUUGAGGAGAGGUACAAGAGCCGUCUUUUGAGCUCAGAAAAAGAAGCGUCUGAAUUGGCUCUCAAAAGAGAUGCCUUGGAGAGAGAGAUCCAAUUAUUAAAGCAGAGACCCAGUUCUCUGACCAGGCAAACCCAGACAGAUGAGAAUGUCCCAACAAUUGAUCCAUCAAAGCUCUUAUUUGAUGGGGUACGCCGCAAAGUCACAGCCCACCAGCUUUGUGACUGCGGUAUAAUCAGUAAAGCCACCCUUGAUGAUCUACUAAAGGGUAAGAAGACUGUGGAUGAAGUAGCGGUGGACAUCCAGCUAAGUCUAAAGGGCACUGGCAUUAUUGCUGGAAUGACAACAGGCGCUCAAGGAAAAAUGCCAUUCACUGAAGCCAAAAACAAGAACCUCCUCAACCCAGAGAGUGCACUCAUGCUUUUGGAAGCUCAAGCAGCAACAGGCUAUAUAGUGGACCCAGGAUUCAAUGAGAGGAUGCCUGUUGAUACAGCCUGUUCCAGAGGGAUUGUGAACACAGAAGACAGAGAUGUCUUGUUGAAAGCUGAAGCUGCAAGCAUGGGUUUCAAAGAUCCAUUCACAGGCAAGAUACUUUCCGUGGGACAAGCUCACAAACAUGGUCACAUAGACAAAGAAACAACCAUUCGGUUGCUCCAGGCCCAGGAGUCUGUUGGAGGCAUACUGGACCCUCUUCUGGGUGUGUUCCUUCCAAAAGAUCUGGCUUUGGAUCGCAAUCUUAUAGAUGAGGAUCUCUACAGGGCUUUGAACAAAAAACCUACCUGCUACCUAGAUCCAGCAACAGGAGAGAAGAUAACUUAUUCUGACCUCAAAAGGAAGUGUGCGGUUGAACCAGUGUCUGGUUUGCUUCUGCUUCGGGGUCCUGAAAAGUCAAUGACAGUGAAGGGUAUUCGUGGAGAAGUCUCCGUCUCAGAGCUUGUUAAAGCUGAACUCCUGGAUAAAACGGACCUGCAGAAGCUCAACGAGGGACACCUGUCAUGCAGAGAAAUUGAAGACAAGCUGAAAUCUUAUCUCUACGGUUCUACUUGUAUUGCAGGGAUCUAUGAUGAGGCCAACGACAGAAUUAUGUCUUUCUAUUACGCAAUGAAGGAAGGCCUGCUAAUGAGGGGAACCACUCUGGAGCUUCUUGAGGCUCAAGCUGCAUCUGGCUUCAUUGUUGAUCCAGUUAACAAUGUAUUUUUGACAGUGGAGGAUGCUGCAAAAAGAGGUCUGAUUGGGAAGGAGUUUAAGAACAAGCUGCUUUCUGCUGAAAAGGCAGUAACUGGAUACAAAGAUCCAUCCACAGGAAAGACGAUCUCCCUUUUCCAGGCCAUUGAGAAAGAUCUUAUUGAGAAAGGUCACGGAAUCCGGUUGCUUGAGGCCCAAAUAGCUAGUGGUGGAAUUAUUGACCCUCUUGAGAGUCACCGCAUUGAUGUCUCUGUUGCCUAUAAAAGAGGAUAUUUUGAUAAGGAGAUGAAUGAGAUCUUAACCUAUGAAGGAGAUGAUACAAAAGGGUUCUUUGACCCUAAUACCAAGGAGAACUUGACUUAUCUUCAACUGAAGGAGAGAUGUAUCACCGAUUCUAAAACUGGGCUAAUACUCCUGCCAAUCAAAGACAAGAACAAGGAAAAGGCAUCACAGGAAAGCCGCACCAACAUCCUUCGCAAGAGGCGUGUUGUCAUUGUUGAUCCAGACACAGGUCUUGAAAUGUCAGUUAGGGAGGCCUAUCACAAGCAGCUGAUUGAUUAUGAAACUUUCCUGGACUUGUCGGAGCAGGAGUGCGAGUGGGAAGAAAUCAACAUCAAAGGACCAGAUGGCUCUUCACGUUUGGUGAUUGUGGAUAGAAAAACUGGAACCCAGUAUGACAUUCAGAGCUGUCUGAACAAAGGUGUGAUUGACCAAAAUGCUUUUGAUCAAUACCGUUCUGGUAAAUUAACCUUGACUGAGCUUGCUGACAAAAUUACCAGCAAAACUAGCAGCAGUGAGAUGACCAUUGCAGCCAGCAAUGUUGAUGACAUGGUCACCUGCAGCAGCCCCACCCAGGUAGCACCAUCCUCUCCUACUGUUCGUAAACGCUUCAGCAGUAUUUCUAUCACAGUCUCCCCUCCUGGAAUGUUUGAUGAUCAGAGCCCAGUGGCGGCCAUAUUUGACACAGAGACUUUGGAGAAGAUAACUAUUCCUGAAGGGCAUAGAAGAGGCAUAGUUGACACUAUUACGGCUCAAAGGUUGCUGGAGGCCCAGGCUUGCACAGGUGGCAUUAUCAACCCUGCAACAGGUGAGCGGCUGUCGCUGGAAGAUGCUGUCCAUCAGAGCAUUAUCGAUGAAAGUAUGGCUGCAAAGCUGAAGCCUGCCCAGAAAGCUUACCUUGGCUUUGAAGAUUUGAAAACCAAAAGAAGACUUUCUGCAGCUGAGGCAGUAAAGGAGACAUGGCUGCCAUAUGACGCUGGCCAAAGGUUUUUGGAGUUUCAGUACCUGACAGGGGGUCUUGUAGAACCAGGCAAUGGACGUCGAAUCACAAUGGAGGAGGCUAUCCGUAAAGGGUGGAUAGAUGGUCAAGGUGCACAGAAGCUGCAGGAUACACGAAACCACCAGAAAAACCUGACCUGUCCAAAGACCAAACUAAAGAUCUCGUACAAAGAAGCCAUGGACAGCUGUAUGGUAGAAGAGAAAAAUGGCAUGAAGAUGAUUCAGGCAUCCUCCAUAUCCAGCAAGGGAAUAAGCAGCCCUUACAACGUCUCAAACCCAGGAUCUCGCUCUGGCUCCAGAGCUGGUUCAAGGAGUGGGUCUCGUAGAGGCAGCGUGGAUUACUCAUCUACUUUCACUUACAGCUUCACGUCCACCAACUUUAGCUCUAAUAGUCUCUGUUAAUGCACAAUCACCCCAACUGUUCUGAAAUAGUUCUAUUUUUUGACAAUUGCCAUUAGAGUUUAUUUAGCAGGGUUUGGUUGUUUAACUGCUUACUGUAAUGCUUAUUCUUUUGUUUUGAUGAUUUGCAGCUUUCUUCAGUUGUCGUUAUAUUUAGUUGUUAUUAUUAAUGCUGAGUACUAUUCAUAUUGUAACACUUGUUGAUUAUACUCUUUGGCUUGUUUUAGCACACAGCAUAUAUUUUUAAACUUUUACCUUAAAAGCUUUUGACUUCAGAUUUAACAUGAACAUAUAAGUGAUUCUGCUUGUUCUGUUAUGCUAAUGUGUUCAUUUAUGUUAGCUUCAUUCAUGUUUUCUGAGAUCAUUUUUGUUCAUCUCAAAUAUUUUGGUAAAAUUCAGAAAAUAAUUACAAAGAAUACUAUAUCCAUUUAAAAAAUGUAUUUUUUCCCUUUUGAAUACAAAUAAAGUUGUCAAAAUGGA